CGCUUCGGCCACGGUCAUACUGAAUACAAAAAAUGCAAGACAAGAUGCAGGCCCAUAUUCAAAUUGGAAAACCACUUUGAUCGCGAAUUGGAAACUGAUUAGGAGCCGCACGUGGCUGAAAAGAAUAGGAACGGCAGUGUGCUAGGACUCGGCCAGCAGGAGCGGCAACGCGCGCGCGAAACCAGCGCCAUGAGGAAGCGCAGCUCGCGCUGUAAUUCGGACACUUUCAAGGAGGAGCAGAUGGACCACAACGGUGACGACAUCAGCCUGCUGCAGCGGCCCCUGCGCACCGCCCACACUGGAUUCGAGGAGGCGCGUCGGGCCUACGAGGAUGGCACCAGCGAGGUGCGCCAGCUGCUCAGCCUGGAGUGCAGCCUGAUCUACGAGUGCAAGGUGUGCCGGAACAUGUUCCGCAGUCUGGCCAAUUUCAUCAGCCACAAGCGCGUCUUUUGCUGCGUCAGCGCUCGUUCCGCGAACGGCAGUGGAUACACAGAUCAGAACUCCACGGUGAUUAUUCAAACGGGUGGCGGUCCGUCGCCACAGGACAUGGAGCACAUGCUGCGCAGCAGGAGCACGGGCUGCUCUCCAGUUCCCCGCGAAGUGCGUCCCAUGCGGGGAGGCGGUGGUGGGAUGCGGGACCUGAGUGGCGUCAUCGAGCGGCUGCGCCGGGAAAAGGCUCCGUCGCAGGCCAGGCGCAGCUCCCCGACGGUUCUGCAGCUGGAGUCCGUGCCCACCUCCAGUCAGGCCGUUUACCAGACCAUUAAGGUGGACCAGGAGGACAGCAUUAGGACAGAGCUGGACGAGGUGCACCGCAUGCUCAAUCCCGCUGAAACCAUAGUGGGACCCGACGGCAAGGCCCUGACCACCGUCAAGUUGGAGCGCCACGGAGGCAGCGACUCCGGCGAAACCGGCGAGCAGUCCAUCAGCGACGAAACGGAGACGAGCAUCUUCUGCGAGAUCUGCAACCUGACUUUUCAAACCCACAAAACGCUUCAGCUGCACAUUCAAAAGCAUCACUCAUCGUCGGCGUUCGUCUUUCAGUGCCCCGCCUGCUCGCUGACCUUUCUCCAGGCCGCUGCAGUUAUUCGUCAUUUAUCCAAGGAUCACAAGAAACCUACUCGUCGCAUUAGAAUGAUGCGAAACACUAUCCUCAAGCGCCGCGUACAGCAAGGGGACAUUCAGCCCAAGGGUCCUUGCCGGGAGCUUAAGCGCCUGCAGCUCUCCGACGACGUGGUGGGCUAUGUCCCGGAGCCACUGGACGCCAGCGGUGAGCAUCGGAAGAUCAUGUCCUUGUGUAUCUACUGCGAAAAGUCCUUCGAACGUCGCGCUGCUCUGUCAACCCACCUGCUUAACUGUCGGGCCAAGCAAGAGGCGCUGGCCAAGCCGGCUCCUUCCGUCAAGAAACUUAAGGCAAAGAGCAACGAGUCCAGUCUGGAUGCAGCCGACGAUGACGCUACUGCGUCCAUAGAUCUGCCGAAAAAUGAACCGAUCAAAAGAGAGGAAAUUACCCUAAACGAGAUGUUUGCCGAUCUACCGGAGCCGAACGAUUUAUUUGCCCCUGGCCUGCACACAGUGUCGUUGGACCAGCUCAAUUUGGGCAACGAAAGCGACUCUGCCAGCGAUGAGGCCUCUAACACCGAGGAGGAGCACGAUCUGGCACCAGGGGCUGGUCCUGAAUCCAAUGCCGAUCAGGAAGAUGUCAAGGGCAAGGCAAAGAAGAAGCGCAACGUUCCAGCGGAGAAGCAGCUGCGUUGCCGCUGCAAGAUCUGCCAUAAGCAGUUCAAUGCCCUCGGAAAUCUGCGUCGUCACAUAUCCAUGUUCCAUUAUCGCGCACGCCGCUUUGGCUGCAAUCUGUGUGAAUAUCGCGCAUUUCGGCGCUACGACAUUGUUAAUCAUCUGGGAUUCACCCACAAGAUAGAAGGCGACCGAGACAAGCUGACGGAGCAGUAUGUGUCCACCCACGAGUGCGAGUACUCGCGCGAUGAUGUGGACGCCGAUAUCAUUUUGCUGGAUCAAGAGGAGGAGCUGACAGCGACGGAAAAGGAGGCCAAGCCCCCUAUUAAAACCUACGAAAGGCGCUUGAAGCGUGUAAAAACCAUAACAGAAUCUGCGGGAGACGUGCGGCCCAUAUCGCCAACUGCCGUGAUAAAGGAAGAACCAGGCCAAGAGUCGAUAGAAUCCACUCCAACGCCAACGCCCAGCAAGAAACGUCGCAAGUCACGCACGCAAAUCUCACCCGAGUCCGGUGAGCAUUCCCACGAGAAGCGUCCCAUCCGCAAGCGGGUUAAGGCGGUCAACAAGGACUUUGUCUACGAUUUGGUCAGUUUCAAACCAGACGGAUCAGGCCAGCAAGCACCAGUUGCACAGGCAGUGGACUCCAUGAGGGCCAAGCUACGUCGCUCUGCGACGGGGAGCAAUGAAGAAGGCAGACAUAAGCAGUGGGAGGCCUACAUUACGGAGGCCAAGAAGCCCCAGGUGUUGGGCAUCACACGUCGCAUCAUGCUGGAACUUGUGAGCCAGGGCUUGGCGGUAUCCGCUACCUUGCCGGAAUUGCCCUCGGAGAGGCCGAUGAUUCGACCACGCCUUACCUCGCACACACGUAGCGAGGGCGGUUCGCAGCAGCAGCAGAAUGUUGUCGAAACUGCAGCGAAUACUGCUCCGGAAACCGAGAGUUUCCUCGAGAAGAUAGCGAAGCGGACGGCAGCCGCUGGCAAGGAUACCGCUGUCAUCAGCAACCUGUGGAACAAGGUCAACACUGCGAUUGCCCAGCAGCAGCAGCUGAAACAGGAGCAGGAGCAGGAGCCGCUGGAAGAAGGCCAGCCAGAGGAAAAACCCAAAACGGAGAAAUCAAAAAGCCCCCUGCCCACGCAACUCUCGCCGCACAGCUUGUGCCACGUCCCCGGGCCCGAAACUCUGGCAACCACUGGUAUGGAAUGCCUGGGCGGCAAGGGCAGUCAAGCGGGAGCACCGACAAUGUUUCCGGCACUGCCCAAGCCGCCAUCCGUUCUGCAGGCAGCUGCCAAUGGGACCAUCCAGCUCACACUGGACAGUCUCCUGCGAGCCGCGCUGCAGAACUAAACGGAACCGGAAAUGGCAGCCACCACUACCGUGGCUACUUUUACAACUGUUGUUGUCGGUCCCAUUGGAUUUUUCCGAAAAUGUUCGGCUGGUCGCUUUCCCAUCAACCGUUUGAAUGUAAUUCACUAGUGUCCUUAUUGUAAAACCAACUAAAUAAGAAACCCAGAAGAAUCAAACCAAGAAUCCCUAGAUGAUAAACACGCUUCGAGUAUUACGCGGUAAAAACAACCAAAACGAAUUCAAAAUCGUAGGAUAAUUUUCGGCUAUUAGCAAAUGUUUGUUGUUUGUGUGAAUUGAAAAAGUACAGAUUUUUUAAAAUGUUAUAGUUAAUACUGUAAAUGUACCUAAUUUUAUAGCCGGACAUAAAAUAAGUCACACACGUGUACACGGUUGCUGUACAGGCGUGCAGCAGAUUGCCUUGCCAGGACUUAAACUAGAUUGAAUAUUUAAUCAAAAUCGAGCCAAUCUUCUUGGAAUACUUUAACAAAGUAUUGGGGUGGACCGAUUCAAUCAAAUGAAAUGUUUAAACAAAGUGUAAUUUGUCUUACCUUAAGUAGUAGGCCUACAAUUAUUAUUAUUAAACUUAUACUUAUCAUGCAAAAUAUGUUAGCUCAUUAAACUCUUUCCGUUGGUAAUACAUAACUCAUAUGUAAUUCACACUUUCAGUUUGACUUUUUGUUGCCGAAGGAAAACAACCGAAAGCCGCUUCAAAGAACCAAAGAAUUACUCCUUGUCGACCAAGUCGGCACACCCUAAUAUAUAUUAAGAAGAUGGAGAGGCCUUGGAUAUUAAGUUGGUUGACGCUUCAUCUUGCCAUCUAUCAUUUGAAUCCAUCGCCCCACCAUCACCUAAUUAGCAUUAUUAUAUUCAGGAACAUCACAGCUGAGGAACCGAGAACACAACGACUUCUGCAUGAUGCUGCAUAAAUUUGUUACUCAAAAUGUUAAUUGCAAACUAAGCGAAAGUCAGGCGCAAGUUGUACAAGGCAGUCUGUUGUACAUACACAACCCAGAUACACGAUUAUAUAUAUUUUAUACAUACGCAACGUUGACUCGGCAAGUAUUUUGCCAGACGCAACAGACACAAGGAGGAGGAAAUCACUAGCAGACAUUCAAAGAAGUCCUGAUCUACGCGAGUAGUUCAAUGUAUUUAUAUAUCAUUGUAAUGUACAAGGUAGAGCCUUAAAUCAAAUCACCAAAUGAUAAUAAAUCCUACGAUAAU
This is a messenger RNA of Drosophila takahashii, 4299 nucleotides long. RefSeq lists its product as uncharacterized. The record is from RefSeq and is a predicted model, not a curated record. NCBI's taxonomy places the organism in Eukaryota, Metazoa, Arthropoda, Insecta, Diptera, Drosophilidae.